Molecule: messenger RNA, 1119 nt
Organism: Daldinia childiae
Lineage: Eukaryota; Fungi; Ascomycota; Sordariomycetes; Xylariales; Hypoxylaceae
Product: Lysophosphatidylcholine acyltransferase
Exons: 4
Coding region: 1-1119 (372 amino acids)
Biological process (GO): cardiolipin acyl-chain remodeling; inner mitochondrial membrane organization
Cellular component (GO): mitochondrial membrane
Molecular function (GO): 1-acylglycerophosphocholine O-acyltransferase activity
Source: RefSeq, a predicted model, not a curated record
AUGUCUAACUCCAACCCUAACAAGCUGCCUCUCCAGCAGCCAAGUCUACCCUGGCGCAUGACUUCUUCUGUUAUUAUGGGCCUAACUGCGGCCCUCUCUAGGAGUUUCUUAUAUGGCUUAAAUUCGGUCGAAGUAACCGGUUUAGAGCGAUUCUUGGAAGUCUUGGACAUGAGGAAAGAUGUCGAAAAGAGGCAGAGAGGUCUCAUUACUGUUUCAAAUCAUGUCAGUGUACUUGAUGAUCCUCUCAUAUGGGGAGUUUUACCAUUCAGUUAUGCCUUCAAUCCAUCUAAUCAUAGAUGGGGCAUGGGAGCCCAUGAUAUAUGCUAUAAGAAUAAAUUACUUGGAUCUUUUUUCUAUGCUGGCCAAGUAUUACCGACUCAUAGGUCAAAACACUCAUCUCAUGGGGGACUCUUUCAGCCUAUAGUUCCCCAGGCGAUUCGACUUCUAUCUUCAUCACCAUUUACUACUUCGGCACCAGCUCCCUUAGAAGAGUCUCAUGACAUAUUAGAUCCGUUUACUUCGGGGGAUAUGACAUUCACUACUACCGGCAUAGACCAAUACGUCGCGCCGUCUAUAUACUCUCAAAACCGGCAUAGUUGGAUCCAUGUCUUCCCCGAGGCAUGCGUACAUCAGCACCCGAAGAUGUUCAUGCGUUAUUUCAAAUGGGGAAUUUCGCGCAUGAUUCUCGAGAGCGAGCCCAUGCCCGACGUGCUUCCCAUGUUCAUCGACGGCCCCCAGCGCGUCAUGCCCGAAGACAGGGAAUGGCCGCGAUUCCUUCCCCGCUUCCCCGUCAAGUUCCGGGUAGCCUUCGGCGAACUCCUAGACACGGAGAAGAAAUUCGGGGACCUUCGCGCGAGGUGGCAGGAGCUCGUCCGCAAGGAGAAAAAGAGGCUAUCAAUGGGCGAACUAACCGACGAACUUAAAUACGGCAAGGAAGCCGUGAAUCUAAGAAUCGAGGUUGCGAGGAGGGUCCGCGAAGAAGUGGCAAAGGUUCGCAGGAGCAUGGGAUACCCAGAAGAAGAGCCAGGUUUCGAGCUAGCAGAAACGUGGGCACAGGAGCCGACUGAGGAACGCUUCAAGAGUAAUGUUGAUGACGGUUUAAUCAACAAGAGGAAGUAA